This is a messenger RNA of Babesia sp. Xinjiang, 624 nucleotides long. RefSeq lists its product as uncharacterized. Lineage: Eukaryota; Apicomplexa; Aconoidasida; Piroplasmida; Babesiidae. The coding region runs from base 1 to 624 and encodes 207 amino acids. The transcript has a single exon. The record is from RefSeq and is a predicted model, not a curated record.
AUGGCGUUCAACGAGCGUAUGAUUAAUACCCACCGGGAAACGGUAAGAGGGAGCCUUUGGAAUAGACUAAGUGUAAUGCAUACGCUGUUUGCGUUACACGCACUCGAGACCAUAUGGCUAGGCUACUUAAUAUUUGUAACCUACAUCUUCGAGACACGAUACGUCGGGACUGGGUUUAGGACACAUUGUAUAUUGCAUGGAGUAUUUAUGGUUUUGUCAAUGAUGGCUUUCAUACCUGGAACGUUCUGGCUACUCGCAAGCCUUCCUUUUCACAUAUUCAAAAUCAUGCACCCGUUAUUCGUAUAUGGAAUCUUUAUAGAAAGACUACUAGUGUGGAUUCCUCAACAGCUGGCAGGAGGUAGAUCGGAGAUCUUUGCAAAAUUGCUGAUCGUAUCCCUGUAUAAUGGCAUUACGGGGUGUUUUUUUUCAAUGCCACUCAAGCCCUUUUUGUCAAUGAUAGUACUCUGGUAUCAUCUCGUACUUGAAAGAAUUAGAAGUGAGAACGGAACGGGGCUCGAGUUCAAGACAGCUUUAGAACUACAAAUGGAAACAGCAAUGGCGAACAAGACGGAAAACAAUGAAAACACAUUGUCGGUUCCAUUAGAUGAUUUUGUUGAACAAUGA